Molecule: messenger RNA, 3276 nt
Organism: Sphaeroforma arctica JP610
Lineage: Eukaryota; Ichthyosporea; Ichthyophonida
Exons: 13
Coding region: 252-2423 (723 amino acids)
Biological process (GO): proteasome-mediated ubiquitin-dependent protein catabolic process
Molecular function (GO): protein binding; ubiquitin protein ligase activity
Source: RefSeq, a predicted model, not a curated record
CAUAGCUGAGUACAUAAUAUCCUAAUCAACCAAAAUAGUUCAUUGUAUGGAUGUAUGGCGUACAUCAUAUGUGAAUAAUGUAGUCUAUCUAUACAUAGGAUCAUAUCUUGGGUUGUCUGCUUUACCACAUAUGUUCCACGCUCAGGCCGCCAUGGUUGCAGACGCACACAGAGCUUGUGGUGUGGUCAACGUGCAGACAAGCUUUGCUUGCGUGUCUGAAUGACUUGUACGACACACACGAGAGGUACAGUAUGGACGCUGUGAAUCUUACAACGCCCACCGCUGCUGUCAGCACAGACACCCAGAGCGUCACAACUCACAAUCGUGGUCAAGGCAAUGAUACUGAUGCCAACGUACUGCAUGGUACCAACAAUACGGAUGCUGAGCUUACUGCGACGCGAUCACGGCACACAAUAGCCAUACAACCAAAUGCAACUACGCCCGCCGAUGUAACAACUGAUCAAAGUACGACUACCAGAGGUGUUGUAUGCACAUUGAGUGGUCGUACCCCCGCCACUCGACCUAGAGCCGUGCCUUCGAAUACAAGAGGAAUUGUAGCAGAACAGGAAGAAGAUGAGAGUAAGGUUGUGGACAGUGGAGAGGGAUCGCGUAGUGUGGCCAAAUCCGACAAGCCCCGUAUGGAAUGUUCAAUUUGUCGAGAUACAAUCAAAGAACCAGCAGUCACGAAAUGCGGCCACUCGUUCUGCACGGCGUGCAUACACAAGCAUCUGGAGUAUGCACGCGGAUGCCCAGUGUGCGGCAAAGAACUGUUUGAGACCGAUUUAUUCCACAACUUCCUCUUGGACGACCUCAUGUCGGGUAAGAAUCAGAGUCAAAUCAAGGAUGGUACUGCGCGAAUGAAGGACGUUAUCUCUUUACUUCAAACUCGGGAGCAUAUCGACGAUACAGACAUCGAGGUUCUGCUCAAGGUUCUUCAUCAGAAACGUGCAGUCCAGCUUGAGCAGUCUGAGAUUUUGGACCUAGAUGUCAUGUGCGAGUUUUUCAAAGCAUCUUUGGAUAGCCGAAGAACAGUCCUGCGCAAGUUACAAGACGAAAUCUUCAUGCUAGAGAGGGAUCACGAGGUCGGCUCUUUGUUGCGAGCUGCUGCUCAAGACAGGCGCGAGAGCUCGCGCAUAGCCCGCGUGGCUGGGAAGCGAACCUUUGAUGAAAUGUGCGAGAUGGGUGGACCAGACGCCACAUUUGAAACGUCGAAGGUGCCUCCAUCGACAAGUACCGAACAGCUACGAUAUUACUCUGUCACACGUCAAAGUCGAGUGCCAACUGUUACGGAAGAUAUACCGAGCACAUCCAGUCGACAAAUAAGCAGGAUUGAGAAGUUAUUUAGUCCCUCUAACCAACGGUUAGAGACGAAGAAAACGGCGGUUCACAAUCACCUGACCAACAUCACCAAACGGUACUUCGAGAUCAGAAGAAACACGUUUGACAAUCGGGAGGCCUUAAGUGACUUCCGCAACAUCUUGAAGGAUUGCACGCGCUAUAGUCGUUUGGAGGAAAAGAGCUUCUUCGCGUUCAGUGGUCUCUACAAUCACUCCUCGAUCGUUUCCAGUAUCGAAUUUGACAAAGAAGGACAAUAUUUCGCGACUGCCGGGGUGUCGAAGAGCAUCAAGCUUUUUGACUUUGAUGCGAUGGCGGCCGAUCCCAGAGCAGUGGAUCGCCACAUACCUUCUAGGGAAAUGACGUCUACGGCUAAAAUCAGCUGCCUCGCAUGGAAUCCGUACAUCAAGCAGCAGAUCGCUAGCUGUGAUUACGAUGGAUUGGUACAGUUGUGGGACACUGUGACAGGUCAGGCUACAUGCAAGCUUCAAGAACAUGAUAAGAGAGCUUGGUCUGUUAAUUUUUGCGAGCGAAAUCCUCAGCUAUUAGCUUCGGGGUCGGAUGAUUCGAAAGUGAAAAUAUGGAGUACAAACCGUGCCCAAUCAGUGAAGACUAUACAAAGUUCAGCAAAUGUCUGUUGUGUACGCUUCAGUCCUACCGAACCACAUUACCUGGCUUUUGGUGGCGCCGAUCAUCAUAUACAUUACUAUGACCUAAGAGCACCUCAGCGCCCCCUUGCUCUCCUCAAGGGUCACAAGAAGGCCGUGUCUUACGUGCGUUUUCUGAGCAACAACGAGAUUGCAUCGGCCUCCACCGACUCUACUCUUAAACUGUGGAAGCUAGAUCAGACUGAUCCCAUAGUGGAGACUUUCACUGGCCACAGCAAUACCAGAAACUUUGUGGGAUUGACAUCGAAUGGUGACUAUAUUGCAUGCGGAAGUGAAAACAAUGCAGUAUACGCCUACUACAAGGGUCUGUCUUCGCCUGUAGCUCAGUAUCGCUUCGCCACAUUUGAUCCGAUAACGGGCGAAGAAGUUCCCCGGGACGAUGUAGCCCACUUCGUUAGCUCUGUGUGCUGGAAGGUAUGAUCUAAUCUCGUGUACAGUGUCGAUAACUUCAACUAGAUUCAUCAUGGGAUUUGUUGUAUACACAAUUGAAUCUCGCAACGUUGUAUGAGAGGAAAGAAUACUAUAUUUGUACGUACGGUGCACGGUGAAGGGUUCGAUACAUAGAUUAGGUGGCAUUUGGAAUCAUACACUAUCACACGAGAGGAAAGAAUUAUAAAUUACAUGUACGAUGUGUAGUAGAGAUUUGAUGUAUAUCCACUUUGUUUGAGUGCUUAAAUCACUGAAUAAUUUGGCUCAUCAUCCCGUACACUCAAAUAAUUAAUCGCUGCCAAUGAUUUGAUUUUCUAGCCCAAUUCCAACUACAUUCUGGCAGCCAAUAGUCAAGGGCUGGUUAAAGUGCUCGAAGCCGUGUGAGACAGAGAUGGAAUAAGCUUCUAUAUUUACUAAUCUGUAAAGUCAUUCGCCAGAAUAUGUGUUGCAGAGUGCGAAUGAUAGGGGUCUUGAGAGUGAUUGUAGUUAAAUGUAAACCAGGAUUUUAAAUGUAAUCUUUUGCCGAUUGCUCUGCCAUCGAAUGCUCAUUCCAAAUGUUCAAUAAAUGUUUCAAGUGUAAUUGCGAAAACAUAUGUGUUUUAUGUCAGCUCUUCAAGACACAGUUGUUGCAUUUUUGAGCUUGCCUGAUACUUAAACACUGUAUAAGCUGCUUCAAUUAUGUAAUAAAUUAGUUCGUGAAGGCAUUUCACAAUCGAUCACAAAAGCAAAAAUAAAAACUGUCCUUUAUUUGCAGCACACUCUCGUCGGGAAGUAUCGAGAAAUUUCUUGGAAUUCAAGCGGGGAAAAACUUGCUCGUUUUUCAAAUUCAUACUAUAGUACAUUG